AUGCCCAAGGCCGAGGAGCUGGACGGGAGCAGCAGCUCGGAGAGCGGCCCGGAGGAGGACGGGAAGAAAAGAAAAAAAGAAAUGCUAUCCAAGUCAGAGAAAAAGCUCAAAACUGAGGCCAAACCUCCAAAGGUGACAGAAAAACCUUCAGGACAAAGCAGUGAGGAGGAGGGAAUGUUCCAGAUUGGGAACAUGCGCUACGUCAGCGUGUCCUGCUUCAAGGGGAAGGUCCUUGUGGACAUCAGAGAGUUCUACACUGACAAGGAGGGUGGCAGGAAACCAGGGAGGAAAGGGAUUGCCCUGUCUGCAGAACAGUGGAACCAGCUGAAGGAGAUCAUUCCUCAGAUUGAUGCUGCAGUGAAGAAACUGUAA
This is a messenger RNA of Colius striatus (speckled mousebird), 372 nucleotides long. RefSeq names its product activated RNA polymerase II transcriptional coactivator p15-like. Gene Ontology annotation, biological process: positive regulation of transcription initiation by RNA polymerase II. The transcript is spliced from 4 exons. Gene Ontology annotation, cellular component: nucleus; transcription regulator complex. Bases 1 to 372 code for a protein of 123 amino acids. Gene Ontology annotation, molecular function: transcription coactivator activity; DNA binding. The record is from RefSeq and is a predicted model, not a curated record. Lineage: Eukaryota; Metazoa; Chordata; Aves; Coliiformes; Coliidae.